AUGGUCCUUGUGGUGUUGCUGCUCAUUCGGCUUCCUCAUAUGGCAUGCAGGGCUCCUGUAAAAUCUAGGGUCCAGUAUCCACACAAUCCACUGCACAAAUACCAUCAGAAAGGGGACCUCAUCAUUGGUGUCAUUGCCUCUCAAAGUUUCAUCAUGUCCAGCUCAAUAUCGUUCACUGAAAUACCACCUCCAGUAUCAGCUGAAGAGUUGAUAGUAGUACCUAAAAAUUACCAGCAUAUCUUGGCCUUGGAAUUUGCAGUAAAGGAAAUCAAUGAAAACUUCCAGUUCUUACCCAAUGUCACCUUGGGCUUCUACAUCUAUGACAGUCAUUUUACUGCAAUGAGGACCUAUCAUGCCACCAUGUUACUCAUGUCCACACUGGAGAGAUUUUUCCCUAACUAUGUAUGUGACACGCAGAAUAACCUAAUAGCUGUCAUUGGGGGACUGGACUCCGAAACCUCCCUUCACAUGGCAAAUAUCUUGGAUAUCUACAAGAUGCCCCAGGUCCAUCAUUCCCUGAGAACUGUCUCAUUUAACAACAGUGCUGGGGACACAGUUUCCUUUGACCAGAAUGGGGAGCUAAUGGCUGGAUUUGAUGUCAUCAACUGGAUUUUUUCAUCCAACCAAACUAAACAGAAAAUUGGCCAGUUAGAUCCUGAGGCUCCUCCAGACCAAGUGUUCACUAUCAAUGAGGAUGUCAUAAUCUGGCACAGCUGGUUUAACCAGACUCGUCCACUCUCAGUUUGUACUGACAGCUGCCAUCCUGGUUUUAGCAAGAAAGUGAAGGAGGGGGAACCAUUUUGCUGCUAUGAUUGCAUUCCAUGUCCAGAAGGGAAGAUUUCAGACCGUGAGGACCUGAGCGACUGCUAUGAAUGCACAGCUGAAACCUUUCCAAAUAAAAAUCAGGAUCUCUGCAUUCCUAAGCGCAUCAGCUACUUGACUUUUGGAGAACCUUUGGGGAUCAUCUUAGCCUCUUUUGCUCUUUGCCUUUUUUUGAUCACAGCUUUGGUGCUGGGAAUAUUUGUGAAGUGGAAGGAUACUCCCAUUGUCAAAGCCAACAACCGGAACCUCACCUACACCCUUCUUAUUUCACUUCUGCUCUGUUUCCUGAGCGCUCUGCUAUUUAUUGGCAAGCCUCACAAUGUGACAUGUUUCUUCCGGCAAACUGCUUUUGGCAUCAUCUUCUCAGUGGCUGUUUCUUGCGUGUUGGCAAAAACCAUCACAGUAGUUCUGGCUUUCCUGGCCACCAAACCAGGAUCCAGGAUGAGGAAAUGGGUGGGGAAAGGACUGGCAAACACCAUUGUUUUUUCCUGCUCCUUUGUUCAAGUAGGCCUCUGCAUCAUGUGGCUGGUCGCCAACCCUCCGUUCCCAGAUGUUGACAUGCACUCAUUGACUGAACAAAUUGUACUAGAAUGUAAUGAGGGAUCGGUGACUAUGUUUUACUGUGUUCUGGGCUACAUGGGGCUCCUAGCUUUUGUGAGCUUUACUGUGGCUUUCCUUGCCAGGAGGCUGCCUGACAGUUUCAAUGAAGCCAAGUUUAUCACUUUCAGUAUGUUACUUUUUUGCAGUGUUUGGUUAUCCUUUAUUCCAUCGUACCUGAGCACUAAGGGGAAGUACAUGGUAGCAGUGGAGAUCUUUUCUAUCUUAGCCUCCAGUGCUGGGUUACUGGGUUGCAUCUUUUCCCCAAAAUGUUACAUUAUUUUGCUGAGACCUGAGCUGAACAACCGGGAACAGCUAAUAAGAAGGAAGCCUUGA
Molecule: messenger RNA, 1755 nt
Organism: Zootoca vivipara (common lizard)
Lineage: Eukaryota; Metazoa; Chordata; Lepidosauria; Squamata; Lacertidae
Product: vomeronasal type-2 receptor 26-like
Biological process (GO): G protein-coupled receptor signaling pathway
Cellular component (GO): plasma membrane
Molecular function (GO): G protein-coupled receptor activity
Source: RefSeq, a predicted model, not a curated record